Molecule: messenger RNA, 1383 nt
Organism: Parnassius apollo (apollo)
Lineage: Eukaryota; Metazoa; Arthropoda; Insecta; Lepidoptera; Papilionidae
Source: the annotation of a GenBank genome assembly
AUGGAAAAGCACGAUGAAAGCAACAAUAAAAAUGUAUCGCAAAGAUUGGUUGCUGAUUACGGCUCAUCUGAUUCUGAAUCUGAAGUAACUGAGAGUCGAUCUCAUACCGGCAACGAUGACUCUGAUAACACAGAACUUAGUGAAAUGGUUUUAAAAAAUAAUAUUAUAAAUGCAUGUGCUCAUGGUCCAUUGUCUACUACAUCAGAUAGAGAAAAUGUAGAGAUUACCAGACAUAUGAUAAUAGAUAGCCCAGAAACUGAUAUAGUUGAAUAUGAAGUUACAGAGUACAGGGAUAUUGAUAGUGAUUCAGACUCGAGUUCAUCAAGUGAUGAUAGUGGUGAAGAUUGGAUAGACCCUGUAGAAGAUGGUGACAAUUCUAUUGGGGAUGAAUUUGGCGGUGACAAAACAGGAAAAGUAGAACCCAUUAAAGCACUUGGAGAAUUGGGACUGGAUGACUUACCACCUAUAGAAGACCUUGCUAUCAGCCUACCCUCACAAGAAACAACAAAAAUUGGAGUUAUCACUAGUAUAGUUGAUAGAUUAGUCGUAGUUCGUGCUUUUCCUGAGACACGCGCUGUUAAUUUGGACUCCGUACUUUUUCUUGAGCAUGGUGCUCGGGCAUUGGGGAAGGUGUUUGACGUCUUCGGACCAGUGACCGAGCCACAUUACUGCGUCAGAUUCAAUUCCCAGGACCACGUGAAGGAGCGUGGGAUCGAGCCAGGAAUGGAGGUGUUCAUAGCUCCAUGUAGCGAACACACUAGCUAUGUAUUUGUCAAUGACCUUAUGAAGGUAAAGGGCUCAGAUGCAUCGUGGGUACACGACGUCGAACCUCCACCUAGCCAAAUCGAUUUCUCAGACGACGAGGAAGAGAGACGCGCUAAAAAAGCGAAUAAAGAACAAAAUAAAGAAGUAACGGAGAAUGGAGAAACAUCCAAGGCUCAAACAUUUCGGAAAGACAAUAAAAGAAACCAGAGACCCACGGAAUCCAGUAGUCGCUUCGGCAGUGGACCAAGCAGGGGUCGCAAUCCUUCCACACCAGGCUCGAGGAGAAAUAGUCCGUGGAAGAUGUGGUCAGAACAGUCCGACACGAGACCACCACACCCCAACAGGGAUGCACCCCCGCAUGGAGCCCACCCACCUUUUACGCCACCUCCGUUUAACCGACCCUUAAUGAGCUUUUCGCCAUUCAAUCCCACCAGGCCACCUCCGUUUAUGGGUAAUUCAUACCAAUUUGGUGCGAAUCCUAGAAUGCGUGGCCCCACACCUCCCAUGCACUUUCCACAAUUUGGACGGAAUAACCCUAUAUUUGGAUCGAGUUUCAACAACAUGCCCGGGUCACAACCACAGUGGAUCAGUAGACUUCCACCCCCACCGGGAACCUAA